Molecule: messenger RNA, 2295 nt
Organism: Achroia grisella
Lineage: Eukaryota; Metazoa; Arthropoda; Insecta; Lepidoptera; Pyralidae
Gene: Regnase-1
Product: probable ribonuclease ZC3H12B
Exons: 4
Coding region: 281-1834 (517 amino acids)
Cellular component (GO): nucleus; cytoplasmic ribonucleoprotein granule
Molecular function (GO): metal ion binding; RNA endonuclease activity; mRNA binding
Source: RefSeq, a predicted model, not a curated record
CCACGUCGAAUACGACAACGGAGAUGGUUUUGGUCGACAUGCCAGAGGUCAAUAUUGUUCGGUAUGUUUGGGGGCCGCCGGGUGCAGUGGGCGCACAACCCGGAUCUCGCGGUGCCCCGCUUCCCCUUCACUGAGCCAGCCCGUGCGUGGAGGUGUGCAUGCGGCACUCGGCACAUGCUCUCGGUGUCGGCAGUAGUUGGCUGUAGUCUUACCGCGUAAUACGUCGCGCCCGCACACGAGCGCGAUGCAAUGCGACGCGCGCACCCACUAGCACGCUAUUAUGUUCGCGAUUGACACUAGCCAGAAAUAUGUGGAAUCAUCGCUGGGAUGGGCGGGCGAACGCGGCGAAGACUCGAGUUACGACUCUGAGUGUGAGGAGGAGGGCGCUCACAGAGCCGCCUCUCGCACACCGUCGGACACGCUCGCAGCGGAGUUUGCUGAAUAUGUCACCCUGACGCCUGCAUCCCCGCAACCUAAUCAGGCGAAGAUUGAAUUCGCAGUGAAGUUGGGUUACUCAGAAUGGCAGGCUAAGACGGCAUUGCAACGAUUGGGCCCCGAUCCCCCUCGCAAUGAGUUACUAGCAGAGUUGAUAAAAUUAGCAGCCAAGCAGCCGGCUCGGACGCUGUCCCCGCCGCCUCCGACGGAUCCCGAUCCUCAACCUAACCGUGAACCACUCAGGCAAAUCGUCAUUGAUGGCAGUAAUGUCGCUAUGAGCCAUGGCAACAAGGAGGUAUUUUCAUCCCGUGGAAUCGAAAUAUGCGUCGACUGGUUUCGCGCUCGUGGCCACAAAGACAUCAUAGUAUUUGUGCCCAAAUGGCGCAAAGAAUCAUCGCGGCCUGACAACCCGGUUGCGGACCGCGACGCAUUGGAGCGACUCGAACGCGACCGUGUCCUCAUCUACACGCCCAGUCGACUGGUCGGCGGCAAGCGGCUCGUGUGCUACGACGACAGGUAUAUACUACGACUUGCGGCAGAAACCGAUGGCAUCGUUGUCUCCAAUGAUAACUAUCGGGAUCUAGCAACGGAGAACCCAGACUUUCGCAAAGUCGUCGAGGAGCGACUGCUUAUGUAUUCGUUCGUCAAUGAUCGAUUCAUGCCACCUGACGAUCCACUGGGGAGAUCAGGUCCUACCCUCGAUGCAUUCCUUCGUGCGCCUCCAUCACGUGCCGACCCACCACCGGCCUGCCCAUACGGUCGAAAGUGCACAUACGGAAACAAAUGUAAGUUCCACCACCCCGAACGCGCUGGGCGACCGCAUAAAUCUGUUGCCGAGAAAUUAUCUGAAAGAGCCCGUGCAUUGCGUGCGCGCGACUUACACACGCUCAGCUUACCUCCGGAUGGCCGGCCCGUCGAUACAAAACGACCACUGGCAAGGGCCCACUCUGCAACACCGCGUUUAGCGGACGCUGCACUUGCGACGCAUUUCGAACGUGCACAAAUGCAACUCGCUGGGCCGUCCCAACCACUAAUACCACAGCCAAUGUCGCCACCAGACACGAAUACACAUCGUAAAUUAGCUCGUCAACUCACACUUAAUCCAGCAUGCGAUCCGCGGCUCACUCAUGCGGCAGCUUCUAGAGUUGCGUCUGCGCCAGUGGGAGCGGUAGGCGCCGCUGGUGCGCAUCUGUCCCCUUGUGCCUCAGAAGGAGCAUUACAACAUUGGGAUGCGAGACGGCGUAUGCAUUUCCAUCUCGCAGGCAUAUUCCCUGAGAUCCAAGUGGCGGAAGCGAUGGCGGCGUACCCAGAAGAAACGGACGCGCAAACGAUGUGCGCAAUCAUUUUAGCGCGAUACAGACCAAGCGAAGCUCAGUUGCCACGCCCGCCGCUGCACUGAUCUCAGUAUUUGUAUCUCACAAAUAUGUUGCUGUGUCGCAUAAAAUAAUAAGAAUCUGUUCAUGUUUGGAUUAUUGUCGAUUUUUGCGAAAAAAUUGAUUUCAUACAUCCGAGCUUAACAAUGCUAGGUUGGGUGUUUCGACUGAGUAAACCAUACGCAUGACUAUUCAGACAGAAAAUUAUAACAAAUGUAUAAAAACUGACUGUGCCAAACAUGCCGAUCGGUUUUGUGGUCGUGUUAAUAAUGAAUAGGCAUUUAUACAUGUAAAUUGUAUAUUUUCAAUUGUUUACGUCACACACUUCUAAGAAGUGGAUGGCUAUAUUUAACGAAGAUAAAUUAAGUUUAGACAUUAAGGAUGUACAAAAUGUAUUUCAUUGUGUAUUUUUAUUAACUAUUCUAUUGACUAUUGUAUUAACAAUAUAUAGUAUAAGAAUAUAACAUUUUCCUGGGUUCCUUGUCCC